AGGAAACCUGACAAAAUAUUAGAUUUUUCUGUCAACAAAUACAGGUAUUUUUAAAUUAGAUGUUAAUUUAACAUAUUAAUGUUUUUUUUUUAUGUCCGUCAGGUUGUUGAAAGCUUCAUUCUCUUUUCAAGAAACACAUUGCUAGGUUCCUAAUCAGACGUGGGAGUGCGUAGUUGAACAAAUCGCUGGUCAUCAUGGGACUGGACGGAUGCGGGCUCGUCUGCAAAUAUAUCCUCGUCGUUUUCAACAUCAUCUUUGCGGUGGUGGGAUUAGCCUUUUUGAUUCUUGGUCUGUGGCUGAGAUUCAGUGACAGCACCAGAGGAAUAUUUGAAUUUGAGGCCUUCAACUCAAGUGCCUUUGUUAUCGGUGUGAUUGUACUGAUAGUUCUCGGUGCAUUGAUGCUGAUUGUGGUCACGUUUGGAGACUACGGUGCCUGCAGUGAGAAUAGAUGUGCUCUGCAAGUGUUCUCUGUCCUCCUGUCCUUUAUGGCUGCAGCUGAGAUUAUUGCUGGAGUGCUUGCUUAUACCAACAGCGAUAAGGUUGGAAGACAGCUCGGGGAGUUCUACACAAGCAUCUACACAGUGUAUGCGGCCAGUGGAGACCCGGCCAUAGCUGUCACCCUCAUGUUCAUCCACAAUUUCAUCGACUGCUGUGGCCUGACCGGCAUCCCACUGAUAGAGAUUGUUAAGGAGACCUGUCCCAAGCCGAAAGGGUUCAUAGACAACUUUUCUAUGUCUAGUUGUCCAGUGACCAUCUCAAGUCUCUUUGACAGAAGGGCAUCGCUGGUAUUGGGCAUCUUUGUGGGAGUUGGAGUUCUUUUGAUCGUAGCUCUGAUUUGCAGCGCAACCCUCAGUUCACUGAUUCGCCAGUCCACCUCAUCUCCUCAGUACAUUACCCUGACUCACACCACUCCUGCCCUGGCUGCCCCUCAGCCAUAUCCGCAUGACUUUGCCUCCACAUCCUACCCCGACCAGGACCCGGUCGUCUUCACGCCCCUCUCUGUGGUCAACAUCCCUGUGCCUCAGGCUUAGUGUGUUCAUGUCAGUUUCCACACACACUGUUUUGAUUUUGUACUACAGUAGUCUGGCAUGAAUAAUCAUCUGCUUCUGUCGGCAUGACCACAGCACCCGUUAAAGGAAAAAUCCAUUCUAUAAUAUAUAAAUCUGUAACGUAACACCCUGUUUGGACUAGUGGGAUGUUACCUAGUUCCCCAUAAAAAAAGGGGGACAAAAGCUGAUGAUAUGCCAAAGCUUUUCUAAACUCAGCAUGAGUGGGUGAAUUUGAACAUUUUAUUGAAUUAAAGGCUUAUUAAGCUCUUUCCUUUUCUGUUUUUAGCAAUCAUAAUUACCCUUCACAAGCUGGAAAUUGAUUUAUUUUUUUGUCCUACAAGCUUUAGAACCUACUUGACAUUUUGCUUUACUUCCUGAUUACAUCUUCCCCCCAAAACUGUUACUUUUUUUUUUCCUUUUACAGUAAAUGGGCUGGAUUUUUCCUUUUUCACCUUCCCGUUUCUCAGUAGUUCUUUUUCAUGAGUUUCAUUUUUACUUGCUUAUUUUGUAGUUGGCUUUGGUUGAGUGUAGUAGCAGCAGCUGGGUGGUGUACCCUCCUUGACACAAAACUAAACCACUGCACAGCUGUGUCCUGUCUCUACUCUUUACUUCCCCUCCUUCUUCUGUGUCUGCAUGACAGAUUACCGCCCUGGUCUGCACCACUAUCCUCCUGAAACAGCUCAAGAGAGUCCAUCAGCAGGUCACCACAUAUUAUUCAACUGUGUACUAAGAGGAGGACUGAUUGGCGGUUUCAGGCCUUAUCUUCCACCGCUUCAUCAAAGACCAUCACUUGAGAGAACAAGCUGAUUAGUGUUAAAAGAUUUUCCUCUGAAUUUAUAAUUCGUUUUUUAAGCAAAGUUGUGUUAAAAAUAAAUUUUUUUAAACAUCACAUUUCUUACCUGGCAUAAGGCUAAUAUUGAACGUUUGAUGUAAAAGCCUGGGAGCUUUUCACAUUAUUGAUGCUGUACUUAAUCGUAAACUGAAUUAUUCCUUUUAAUUUCAAGAUCAGCAAACAAGAUCCUUCGUUACUAAAUGUUCAGAUUUCAGUUGAACUUUUUAGCCACUUGUUACAUAUUUAUCACUCUGCUAAACCACGGCAGCUUUUAGAUGUUUUUUUGUCUGUGGCUGCACAGAAAACUUAAGCUACUGGCAGAUAUCACAGUUAAAAAUUUUAAAAAGGGAUCAUGUGAUUAAAAACAAAAACCAGAAAGGUAAUUCAUAAGCUUUUGUAUGCAGUAGAAAAUCAACACCUUGAAUAAAAUGUGUCUAGUUUCAUCUGCAUUCUGUUUCACAUCAUCCAUCCAGUCUGUUAAAAGCCGUUAUAACUGGAUAGAUGGUUUUAAGUUGUACUUGUUUUUCUUCAAGUCUUGUUUUUAUUUGUUUAGGUUAAAAAGACAUACACUGGAAUUUUUUUCCAUAUAUAUAUAUUUUUUUUUAUUAAAGCUACCUUCCAAUCAGUUUCCCUCAUAUAUAAUGCAUCUUGAAGGCCACAGGAAAGGCCAGAGACUAAUGUCAAGGACCUUAUUUGUGUGUAAUAUUAUGCAGGCUUUUCCUUUUUUACUCUAACUGAUAUCUUUUGUGCCAUUAACCUUAAAUAUAGCUUUUCUGUAAGAGCGAAGUAAAAAAAAAAAACUGCUUAAAUUUGCAACUUUGAUCCUUCCAUUUAUGCUGUUGUCCAAGAUUUCUGUGGCUGACUAAAGGUUUAGAAAACAAACUCCUGAAUAUCUUGAACUGCUUGUUUUAAUUCUCUGCAUUCUUGACUGUUGCAUUGCACUAUGUUAAGUCAUUUUUAGAUAUAUAUUCCUUUGUAGAUGUGUUCAUGUUUGCUGUUACGGCCCCUGGCCUGUCAGUCUGGUGAUGGAAAGUGGAUGCAGCUGUGCCUCGCUUUUUUGUGUAUUGAAUAAAAUACAUUUAUUUUAUACCA
Molecule: messenger RNA, 2973 nt
Organism: Melanotaenia boesemani (Boeseman's rainbowfish)
Lineage: Eukaryota; Metazoa; Chordata; Actinopteri; Atheriniformes; Melanotaeniidae
Exons: 9
Coding region: 195-1031 (278 amino acids)
Cellular component (GO): membrane
Source: RefSeq, a predicted model, not a curated record